ACAUGAGCUCGAGCGCUUGGAGUGACGUCAGUGAGAUGGAUGGAUGGAGGAAUAAGGAGUCUUUUCGCUCAGAGGUGGGAGCAAAUGUGUAGCGGGUAUAGAGUGUGCUGAGAUUGUGAAAUAACGGUAGGCUAGUGUAGAAUAUAAUUUCGUUACAUAACCCUUCAUUGAAUGCGCCGUCACUCAGUUCAUUCGCGUAUAGCCUAUCCGUUGCUCCACACAAUAUUCCAGUUUUCCGAAAACACUUGUGGCUUUCGUCAGAUCGAAAGAUACAUUCUAUUUCUCGAGAUGAUGAGAACUAAGUUCAUUUUAUCGAGUCACUAGAAGGAAAUAGCAUAUGCUUCUGUCCUUGCAUCUACUGUAUGUCCAGUAUUGACGACCCGCUGACGCGUUUUCCACCUCAACACCAGAGAAAAGAAACGAGAGAAAGAGAGGGAUCAAGGCGAUAGAGCACUAGACUCACUCUGUUUGGUUUUCGAGCCAAAGAUAUAGAAUAUUUCCACAGAGAUCCACAAGCCUCUGCAGACAUGGAGGCGGCGAGUUUGGCACACGGGGUCGCGAGCCCGCUCAGCCCGCGUGAGGGAAUGAUUAAGAACGUGAGCCUGGAGUCGCUCCAGCUGUGCGAAAGAGACGGUAAAGCUGAAGACACUGGAGUGGUAGGAAUGGAGGAGUUACCUGUUGCUCGCAACAUCAAGAUUAGUAACAUCACCUGUGACUCCUUUAAGAUCUGCUGGGAUAUGGAUCCCCACACCAAAGAGAAGAUCACACAUUACUUUAUUGACCUUAACAAGAAGGAGAACAAGAACUCUAACAAAUUCAAACACAAGGAUGUGCCUACAAAGCUUGUUGCUAAGGCAGUCCUAUUGCCCAUGACAGUGCGAGGCCAUUGGUUCCUGAGUCCACGGACAGAAUACACUGUUGCCGUGCAAACAGCUUCCAAACAGACCGACGGAGACUAUGCCGUAUCAGAAUGGAGUGACAUUGUCGAGUUUUGUACAGCAGAUUAUUCCUCUGUGCAUUUGACGCAGCUGUUGCAGAAGGCUGAAGUCAUUGCUGGCAGGAUGCUCAAGUUCUCUGUCUUUUACCGGAAUCAGCAUGAGGAAUACUUCCAGCACUGCAGAGAUGUUCUUGGCAGUCGAAUGAUGCCGUCAGUAAAGGAUAACAGCGGUAGUCAUGGUUCACCUCUCAGUGGUAAACUGGAAGGGGUCUUCUUCAGCUGCAACACAGAGUUUAACACAGGUCAGCCCCCACAGGAUUCCCCGUACGGCCGCGUCCGCUUCCAGGUGCCUGCCGAGGUUCUGUUCACCCCUGACACGCGCCUCUACUUCGGGGACUUCUACUGCAUGUAUACUGCCUAUCAUUACGUAAUCCUUGUCCUGGCUCCUCGGGGCUCGAGCGGAGACCUUUACUGCAGCGAUCGCCUUCCAGAGCUGGAUGUGACCAACAACCGCUUUCUGACACGUGUGUGCGGGGAGGAUGGGCAGGUGGUGUUUCAGCACGCGCAGGAUGUGAUUCUGGAGCUGAUUUAUACUGAGCCGGUGCCGCUGGCUCAAGGGACUGUCUCUCAGAUCAGCGGCCACCAGUUGAUGAGCUUGUCAACCAUCAACGCUAAGAAAGACCCCAGCUGCAAGACCUGCAACAUCAGUGUUGGCCGCUAACUCACACACAGACCCAACUGUACAUCUGAAGCCCUCCUGAACAACUGAACAAAUCAGACCCAUCAAAAUGGUAUGUUACAGAACCAGAUACAGAAGAACCCCAAGAAAAAUGGCCCCCACAAUCCUCCAUAUGCAGUAUGUAUGCCCAUGUGGCGCUCAAACCCCUUGGGCUUCCCAGAAACCAAGCUUAUGCUAGACAAUUCUGUGCUUGAUUAACUGAGCAUUCUAAAAUAAUAGAAAUAAAUCAAAAAUACAUUAUUGUACAGCAGAAGAAGAAAAAAACAGAAAACAGAGUAUGACAAAAAACAGAUUCAAGGCAAAAAAAAAAAAAAAGAUGGCAUAUCAAGACUAAAAAUUAAAAAAGAGUAAAAGCUACUUUUCCAAAAACUUGAACCCCACUGUGAAUCUUUCAUAUGUGUUCUUGGUGCUUUUUCUGCUCGAUAAUUAGACCCCUGUUUAUCCUCAAACCAUUUGUGACCUUUUUUUAAAAACACAAAGAUGUCUUGCCCAGUUUCCACGGAGGCCGUCAAACCCCCCUUGUUUCAUAUGUCAGACUUGUACUGCAUGGAGUCUGAUUCUUUUUAGCAUCUACAGUACAUGCCACCUCACCCUUUAAACUUUCUAAAAGGGGAUUUUCUUAUCUAACACAGAUCAUUUCCCCUUUGGCCACUUGCAUUUCUAUGUGCCUCUAUUCACCUUUGACAUGCGCCUCGGACUUCUACUGCAUGUACAGUAUACUACCUACAGUAGGCUAUUAUUACAUUAUCCAACUGGAGUUAUAUGCCAACCAGUCGUUUAAGCACCUACAUGCCACCUUAGCCUUGAAACCUCUUUUACCCUCAGUCUUUUCAUUUUCUACUCUGAUCGCAGUUCUCCUUUAACCUUUCUUACUCAUUGAACAUGGUAUUUUGAUAAUCUUGUUUCAUUAUGUUUGGUUUUUAGAGAAUGUGCGUUGCAGUAGUAAUGGUGAAUGUUGAUUCCUGAUAGAACAUCAAGAAGUAGAAUUGAUUUGUCUAAAAUAUAUCCUGAACAAAUCCAUUGCUAUGUCCAGGUUCUUGAGGGUUUGCACUGUCCUAUUAGAGGCCCUCUGGUUGUGAAAAAGAUCACAGAUGCAUGCUUAAGAUUUUGUGUUGUACUGUAUCUGAACUUGUUACUU
Messenger RNA from Pimephales promelas (fathead minnow), 2814 nucleotides. It is a transcript of the gene phyhipla, whose product is annotated as phytanoyl-CoA 2-hydroxylase interacting protein-like a. The record is from RefSeq and is a predicted model, not a curated record. NCBI's taxonomy places the organism in Eukaryota, Metazoa, Chordata, Actinopteri, Cypriniformes, Leuciscidae. Gene Ontology annotation, cellular component: cytoplasm. Gene Ontology annotation, molecular function: protein binding.